Messenger RNA from Loxodonta africana (African savanna elephant), 11570 nucleotides. It is a transcript of the gene DAGLB, whose product is annotated as diacylglycerol lipase beta. Bases 2372 to 4111 code for a protein of 579 amino acids. Lineage: Eukaryota; Metazoa; Chordata; Mammalia; Proboscidea; Elephantidae. Gene Ontology annotation, molecular function: triacylglycerol lipase activity. The transcript has 14 exons. Gene Ontology annotation, cellular component: cytoplasm; plasma membrane. The record is from RefSeq and is a predicted model, not a curated record. Gene Ontology annotation, biological process: neurogenesis; arachidonate metabolic process; diacylglycerol catabolic process.
UUCUAUUUUACACCUAUUCUUCAUUUUAACAGCUUAAUUUAGAUAUAAUUUGCAUACUAUACAAUCGACCCACUUAAAGUGUAUAAUCCAGUGGUUUUUAGUGUAGUCACAGAGUUGUGGAACCAUUGCAACAGUCAAUUUUAGAACAUUUUCAGCACCCCAAAGAGAAAUUCCAUACCCAUUAGCAGUCACUCUCCAUUUCCCCCUAAUUUUCCCAGCUCUAGGCAACUACUAAUCUAAUUUCUCUCUGCCUAUUCUGGACAUCAUAUAAAUGAAAUCAUAUGCUAUGGGGGCUUUUAGUCUGGCUUCUUAAACUUGGCAUAAUGUUUUCAAGGUUCAUCCAGGUCGUAGCAUGUAUUAGUUCUUCAUUCCUUGUUUUGGCUGAAUAGUAAUUCCUUUCUAUGGAUAGACCACAAUUUGUUUAUGCAUUCAUCAGUUGAUGGACAUUUGGCUUGUUUCCAGUUUUUGUUAUUAUGAAUAUUACUGCUACAAACAUUUACAUACAAGCUUUUAGGUGGACAGGUUUUCAUUUCUCUUGGCUAUAUACCUAGGAGUAGAAUUUCUGGGUCAUAGGGUACUUCUAUGUUUAAUAUUUUAAGAAACUGCCAGACUGCUUUCAGAGCAGUUACACCAUUUUAUAUUCCCACCAGUAGUGUAUAAGGGUUGUAGUUUCUCCAUUUCCUUGCAAACACUUGUUUUCUGGCUUUUUGAUUAUAACCAUUCUCUUGGGUGUGAGUUGGUUAUUUCAUUGUGGUUUUGGUUUCCAGUUCCCUGAUGGUUAAUCAAUAGGGAGCACCUUUUCAUGUGUUUAUUGGCCAUUUGUGUAUCUUCUUUGGAGGAAUGUCUAUUCAGAUCCUUAACCAAUUUUAAAUUGGGUUAUUUGCUUUAUUGUUACUGAGUUGUAAGGGUUACAACCAGGGCUUUGAAUCAUUUCUUCCCAGUUCAUUCAUGGCUGAGGAAGCGACACAGGAACAGAUUCAAAUUUUUAAAAUUUGGGUAAAUCAGAACAAGAGAAAUUACAGGUUGAAGCACUGCUAGAAACAUAAUCUCCCUCUUAGAAAACAAGGGCAGCACAUGUGUUGCAUAGCAACCAAAUCUUUUGCCCAUUGGAUUUUGCUCAGAGUCGGAAACAGCGGUGGCUCACUCAAAGGUGGCUGCUGACAGUGCCAUUUUGAAUGUGUGUCGCUCUCCUCAGUCCUGCCAAUAAUCCAAUCUCAUGCAUCAGGCCCCUGAAAGGUCUCACUCUGCCUCUUCUGAGUCUCUUAUUCCAGGGCUUUGACCAGUAAUUUUUCCUGUUCUAGUUAGGUUCUGGAUCACCUAAAGUUUAAAAAUUUGGAUCUGUUCUGGUUUUGCUUGGCCAUGACUGAAGUGGUUCAAACCUGUUCGAAGCCCUGGUUACAGCUAUUGCUAAUGAUAAUUUUUUUUGUGUGUGUUACGAUUUUCUGCAUAUAAUCACUUAUCUGAGAAAGUCUCUGAAGAUACUGGAAAUCUUCCCUGCUUGAUCGCUGUGGUUCAUAGGAGGAACUGUGCACUCUGGUGACUGAUGAAGAAAUGCGUUAGUAAAUAGGUCUUCAUCGAAGGCAGGGCCAGAUGGCAUGCCACAGGGCCCUGCCCUCAGGCCUCUCAGCACCACUCAAGUGUUGCACUUUAAUUUUAGUGUUUUAUCACUGCCUGAAUGGGAGUGUAGGAGGCAUGCCUAUCAGAUUAUAGAUGAUGAUGGUGAUAAAACUGGGAGGAGGUGGCAGAUAGAUAGGGUAAUGGAAUCAAGAUUUGACCCUCUGGAAUGAUGGGCUGAAAUUUAUAAGGUGAUGGUUCGUAAGGAGAAAUGUCGAGGGGUGAGAUGUCUGUGACAAAGUGUUUUCAUGAGAAAAAGAGCUUCAGGUUUUGGGGUGACCAAGAGGCGUGAAUGUGCCCGCUUACUCUAGUAAUAUAUAGGAAAUAGGGCUCUUCUGUGGUUUAGUAUCGAUUCUAAACAUGAAUGCCAUAUUUUUACACAAAUAACGCACAUUUUCUAUGUUUGCCAACCGGUUCCUCCCCCAGCAAGGUAUUUUCACAAGUGUACUAUGCUAAUUUUUUUUUUUUAAACAGCAACAUGUAAAACAAAAUGGCACAGCGGCAUUUAUGAAAAUACCUCACGGCGCGGGGGCAAACAAACAUAGAAGAUGCGUUAUUUGCAUAAAAAUACGGGUCUGGGUUAAAGAAGACCCAGUCCUGUGGUCGGGGUCAGUCCCCUAAGCCUGGAUUAUAGUUGGUGCUGGAUGCUCAAGAGGAAGAAAGCUGAUGUGCAUAUGGAGCCCUGGCACGCUGGAGCUUUUCAGUGAAAGCAGGAUUUCUAAAAGGAACCAUCUGUAACCCUGGACCACGAAAAUCUAUGUCUAAGCUGCUGUACAUCCGUCUAGCGCUCUUUCUGCCAGAGGUGGUCUGGGCAUCUCUGGGGGCUGCCUGGAUAGCAGAUGGAGUUAAGUGUGACAAGACUGUUGUGAAUGGCGUAAUUGCAGCUGUCGUUGUCAGUUGGAUUAUCAUCGCCUCCACUGUGGUUACCAUUAUCAUUGUCUUUGACCCACUGGGGGGGAAAAUGGCUCCAUAUUCCUCUGCUGGUCCCAGUCACCUGGAUAGUCAUGACUCAAGCCAGUUAUUUAAUGGCCUCAAGACAGCAGCUACCAGCCUGUGGGAAACCAGAAUCAAGUUCUUGUGCUGUUGCAUUGGGGAAGACGACCAUACUCGAGUUGCUUUUUCGAGUACGGCAGAGCUUUUCUCAACCUACUUUUCAGACACCGACCUGGUACCCAGCGACAUCGCAGCGGGCCUCACCCUUCUCCAUCAGCAACAGGACAAUAUCAGGAAUGAGCAGGAGCCUGAUGAGGUGAUCAGCCAUUCCCCAGAGCCCUCACAGGAUGCUGAUCUGGACGCAGAGUUAGAAAACUGCCAUCAUUACAUGCAGUUUGCAGCAGCUGCCUACGGUUGGCCCCUCUACAUCUAUAGGAACCCGUUCACAGGACUCUGCCGGAUCGGGGGGGACUGUUGCAGGAGCAGAACAAGCGAAUACGAGUUGGUUGGAGGUGAUCAGCUCCACUGCCAUUUUGGCUCCAUCCUGCAUACGACGGGCCUGCAGUACAGAGACUUCAUCCACAUAAGCUUCCAUGACCAGGUGUAUGAGCUUCCCUUUCUGGUGGCUCUGGAUCACAGGAAAGAAUCUGUUGUGGUUGCUGUGAGAGGAACCAUGUCUCUCCAGGACAUCCUCACUGAUCUGUCUGCCGAGAGUGAGACCAUCGACUUAGGCUGCGAGGUGCAGGACUGCGUGGCACACAAGGGAAUUUCACAAGCUGCCAGAUACGUUUACCGACGACUCAUCAACGAUGGCAUUUUGAGCCAAGCAUUCAGCAUUGCUCCCGAGUACCGGCUUGUCCUUGUGGGGCACAGCCUGGGGGCUGGUGCUGCAGCCCUGCUGGCCCUAAUGCUGAAGAGCGCGUACCCACACGUCAGAUGCUACGCCUUUUCCCCUCCCCGCGGGCUGCUGAGCAAAUCCCUUUAUGAAUACUCCAAGAGCUUCAUUGUGUCACUUGUCCUUGGGAAGGACGUGAUCCCCAGGUUAAGUGUAACCAAUUUGGAAGAUUUAAAGAAGAGAAUCUUGCGAGUGAUUGCUCACUGUAACAAGCCUAAGUACAAGAUCUUGCUGCACGGGUGCUGGUAUGAGCUGUUUGGAGGGGACCCUGAUAACUUCCCAACAGAGCUGGAUGGGGGCAACCAGGAGGACCUGACGCAACCUCUCCUCGGGGAGCAAAGUCUGCUGAUGCACUGGUCCCCAGCCUACAGCUGCUCCGAUGACUCCCCACUGCACUCCCCAUCCAAGUAUCCUCCUCUCUACCCCCCCGGCAGGAUCAUCCACCUGGAGGAAGAGGGCCCUUCAGGCAGGCUUUGCUGCUGCUCUGCUGCUCAGUAUAGUGCCAGGUGGUCACAGGAAUCAGAAUUCAGAAGGAUCCUCAUAGGCCCCAAGAUGCUGACAGACCACAUGCCUGACAUCCUGAUGCGAGCCCUGGACCACGUGGUCUCAGACAGAGCAGCCGAUGUUUCCUGCUCAGCACCGGAAGCCUCCCGUGUGCACAUGGUGUAGCCCCAGCUUCUGGAAGCCGCUGCAGGAACACAGGCCCUUGCUUUUGUUCUUACACUGAUUUAGUAUCUGAGUGAUUCCUAUCAUGCCAGUAAGUUGGAUUUUCAUCAGCGGGAAUCGGAGGGUUACUACAUUCAGUGGUCUCCUAAAUGACUGGGUAACUUCCAGGAAAUCAGUUCGAUCGUAGUGGAAUCUGGAGCUAAGGGAGAGCCUCGAGGUGAUGGGACCCCGGAGCAUGAGAACGAACAUGCAGAAAGCCUCAGAAGCUGUUCCCAUUGGCCUGCCAGUCCUGGCCCUGAGGAGGGUGGGAAGCCAGCACCCGCUUUUAAGGCCCUGACUGGGCUUAUGGGAUUCCACAUCUAAGGUAACCCCUUUCACCAACGGGGCUCAUCCUGAGACCGUUGAGGAGUCUGACAUUGGCUUACAGGUUUGCCGUUUUCCUGGCGACACAAACAACUACUCUGAGUUGUGAGGAUAGAGAAGCAAGUGAGAUGCCCUUCAGAGAGCUGAGUUUUCUUCUGGGUGGCCCCAAGGGUCAGCCCUGAGCUCCGAGUGGGGAUCAUCUCGCAGCCUCAAGACAAAGACCAGGUCAGGAAACCAGUGGCCACGCUCCCUAUGCUGGCACCCUUGCGGCCUUCAGCACUGGUCCUUGUUACACACCUCAUUACAGUGAGGAGUGGAUGUGGCUUCAUUCUCAUGUAACGUUCCGGUUCUUUGUGGCUGGCCAGUGUGUUCAGAGGGAGUUAAAGAAAUAAAGCACUUACUGGCGACACCUGUGCCCACUGUGCAGCGAUGUGCUCUCCUCUGUCUUUAGGCAGGUCUGUUUACUGGGUUGUUUCACAGCAGUCCUGUUCGAGAUGUUUCUGUGUUCUGUAAACAAAGUCUUAAGUUGUCCUGGAGUUCUAGCCAAAGACUGCAGAUUGUACAAGCACCACAUUUCAAUCCCCCCUAGAGCCCCAAUAAAAUGACAGUAAUGGGAUUUCUUUUAAAAGCAUAAACCCACAAGGAUGGAGAAAAGGAGACAAGAACAAUUAAAUUUUUGGAGGCUGGAAAUCAGAUGGCCAGAUAUAAACAGAAUCAUAAGCAGGUAAAGAACGCCAGGAACUAACCCUCUGAAAUAGGGGUGAGGUGGCUUACUUGGAAGUGGGACGAACUCUGGCCCCUUGUUUGCUUAGGCGGGGAGACUGGGAACCAGCACAGUUGAGGGCAAGAGAAUGACUUUCCUGGACUCCUAAACUCACUUUUCAGGGAGAAGAUUGUCCCAGAAAAUCUGACCUCUAGAGACAUCUUCCUCAGGGCCUCUCCCCUCAGCUGUCCCAGCCAGAUCACCUCACAUCUGUGCUGCUGAAAACCUGCACAGGGCUGCGAGUUUCAGAUACUUUUGUAAUAUACAACUGAAAGAGCAUGGCAAUGUCCAAUCGUUUCUUUUCUACACAGAAUUCCAGAGGCAGCUAAUCUGGCACCCUGGGUAGUGCUGCACUAACGUAACCUACUCAUGUGCCACUUCCAGUCUGCUUUUCAGGUUCUAAACCCUUAAGCAGGAGCCAAGGGUUGGUAGACACUUGAGGAAACAAAGCAGACACAGGGAGGAGCUUCCAGCUAUCCUAGUUUGCUGCAUAACAUGCAGUUAGUUACAUGGAGACCCAGGAGGCUAAAAAAGAUUUUAGAGAGUAAAAAGAGCACUGGAAAUAAAAGCACGAUAGAUAAAAAGGAAGAGACAAACUGGGGAAUGGGAGAGGGUCAGAGACCAUUCCAGGAGAUCCAACACUGAAUAGUAGUUUUAGAAGAAACAGAAAACAGUAAGACAUGAGUUUCCAGAUGGAAAGAGCCCACCAAGUAGAGUGCUGUGGAUAUAGAUAAACUCUAGGAUACGGGAGAAAGGGGAAAUUCUUCAAGAUUGAUAAAUAGGGAAAAGUACACCUCAGUGCGAGGGAAAUGGCUAUGGAAGACAAUGGAAAAACUUCCUUCAAAAACCUGAAGAAAAGUUUAUGUAUGACCUACAUUUUUAAACCCAGGCAAAUGUAUCAGGGUAGAAUAAAUUCAUUUUCAAAGAUGCAAAGGCUAAAAAGUACACUUUUCCACACACAGUUUCUCAAGAAGCUCUGGGAGAAGCUAAUCAAGAUGAAAAAGUAAAUGAACAGGAAAUGGUGUAAGAAAUAAAAGAUCGACACACACGAGAGAUGAAGGCCAGAUGACUGAGAGACUAGGAAAAUGGAAACUGAUAAAAUAUGUAAUGUAGCUGAACAUCUUGAGAUUUACAUAGCAGACAAAACUAAGCAAAUAAAGCAUGAUCUCAGAGGAAGGCAAAAGUUGUGGAGGAAAAGGUCUGUACAACUCAGUAGUGAACACCUUACACAGUAGUAAUGUAGACAUCAAAUGAGAGCCAAGCAAGAUUGUUACACUGAGGGAUGGAAGGGGGGGGGGUGUGCUGAGAGGACUGUGUAAGUGGGAAGAGAAAGCCCUUGUGUUUUCCAGAAUGGAAGGUCAGUAGUGAUGGCUAACGCUGAAAAAUUCAACUGUAAUUUAGACACGUGGAGGUAAAUACCAAGAACUGAAAGUAGUUGCCUCUGGGAAGGGUGUAAAGGGGGGACUGCUGUUUUUGUAACAAACCACUAUUUGACCUUUAAACUACGUAUUUUUGAUGUUAAAAAACUAAAAAAUAUAAAUCUUCAAAGCAAUAAGGAAUAUUUAGAAAAUUGACUAACACUGUGAACUUUUUAUAAUACAAUUCUAGGCUCUAAAAAGGAUCUUAGGGUCACAUAGUUCAGUUACCACCCUGUCGAGCUAUGCCCUGAUGCCUUGUACAUCUGCAGGACCAGCCCAGACCUCUGGCCCGGGAUGUGCACUCACAUGCACGCAUACACACGUACGCCCCAACUGCUGGCUGUCUCCAUGUGAGCAUCUCACCAUCACAGGUCCACACCCUCCCAACACCCCCACCACCACACUUACAUUGUUUAACCAUUGAUGCACCCAUCUCCCUGUGAAAAGGAAUUUCUCCAGGGACCCAGGGCUUUAAAGUGAGGCAAAUGACACACCAGGAAGUUUUCACCAAGUUCUCAAAAAUUCAAGUAUUAAAUCUGGAGGACAUUAAAAACCAAACAAACUCAUUGCCAUCAAGUCGGUUCGACUCAUCAACGACCCUACAGGACAGAGGAGAACUGCCCCAUAGGGUUUCCAAGGAGCACCUGGAGGAUUCAAACUGCUGACCUUUUGGUUAGCAGCCGAAUUCUUUAAUUUUUAUCGUGCUUUAAGUGAAAGUUUACAAAUCAAGUCAGUCUCAUAAAAAAAUUUAUAUGCACCUUACUAUAUAUUCCUAGUUGCUCUCCCCUUAAUGGGACAGCACACUCCUUCUCUCCACCCUCUAUUUUCAUGUCCAUUCAGCCAGCUCUGACCCCUCUGCCCUUUCAUCUCCCCUCCAGACAGCAGCCACCCACACAGUCACAUGUGUCUACUUGAUCCAAGAAGCUCACUCCUCAGCAAUAUCAUUUUCUAUCCCAUUGUCCAGUCCAAUCCCUGUCUGAGGAGUUGGUUUUGGGAAUGGUUCCUGUCUUGGACUAAUAGAAGGUCUGGGGACUAUGACCUCCGGGGUCCUUCUAGUCUCAGACCAUUAAGUCUGGUCUUUUUACGAGAAUUUGAGGUCUGCAUCCCACUGUUCUCCUGCUCCCUCAGGGGUUCUCUGUUGUGUUCCUUGUCAGGGCAGUCAGCGGUUGUAGCUGGGCACCAUCUAGUUCUUCUGAUCUCAGGCUGAUGUAGUCUCUGGUUUAUGUAGCAGCCAAACUCUUCACCACUAUGCCACCAGGGUCUCCUGGAGGACAUUUAUGCUUAGUGAAAUAAGUCAAUCACAAAAGGACAAAUAUUGUAUGGUUCCACUAUUAUAAAAGAAUAUACACACAGAAAGCAAAAUCCUUUGAUGGUUACCAGGGAUGGGAGUUCACUUUCUAGAUAGCAGGCACUUGUUACAUUUGGUGAUGGGAACGGCAAGGAUGAAGUCAGCACAACCUGACCAAAGUAAACAAAAACACUUAAGAAGUACAUGAGAAAAAGGAACAAUUUCAGUAGAUGCUACUAACAUACACAAUAUUGCAACAGUAAAGACAACCAAAAGUGUGUGUGGUUAUGUGGAUGUGGGUGCACAUAUAUGUAUAGAAAGCGUAAGUGCACGUGCAUGUAUAGGUCUAUCUGUAGGCCUAUGUAUAUACACAUUUGUGUGUGCUGCCUAUAAAUCCACAUAUAUAAAAAACCACAUGGGGCACAGUCAGAGAAGCUUCUUAGACAUAGCCAAACAACUUGCAGGACUGGUUUACUGGGUUCAAAGACUUGGGAUCACAGUCUCAAGGGACAGCUUAAAUCAUCUGGCAUAAUAACACAGUUCACUCACAAGGAUAAUGCUUUACAUCCUAGUUUGGUGAGUAGCAUCUGGGGUCUUAAAAGCUUGCAAGCAGCCAUCUAAGAUACAACUAUUGGUCUUCACUUAUAUGGAGCAAAUGAGAAUGAAGGAAAACAAAGACUCAAGAAGAAACUAGCCUAUGGGAGUAACAGCCCACAUGAAACACAGCCUCUUCUAACCUGAGACCAGAACUAGAUGGUGCCCAGCUAUCACUACCGACCAUUCUGACCAGCGACACAAUAGAUGGUCCCAGAUAGAAUGGGAGAAAAAUGUAAAACAAAAUCCAGAUUCCCAAAAAAGGCCAAACCUACUGGACUGCUAAGAGACUAGAGGAACCCCCAAGACUAUCAGCGUAAGAUAACCUUUGAGCUUGGAAUUGAAGCUAUUUCUGCAGGGGACCUUUCAGCCCAAUGAUAGAUUGGCUUAUAAAAUAAAACUAUCACCCGUGAGCAGUGUGCUCCCUUCAACAAUUAUAUGAAACCAAACAGUCAACAGUUAACCAAAAGCAAAGAUGAGAAGGGAAGGUAAGCUAGAUCAGUGAAACGACAAUGGAAAUAAUGAAAACGCUGACACACUGUAAAAACUGUAACCAGUCUCACAGAACAACUUGUGUAAAAACUGUUAAAAGGGGAGUCUAGUUUGCUGUGUAAACUUUCACCUAAAAUAAAACAUUGUUUAAACAAAAAAAGAGGCAUACCCUCUGCAAGCUCCCCCCCCGCAAAAAAAUUCAAGUAUUACCAUUCAUAUGAUUCAAGGAUUUAUUAAGUCAUACAUGCAAAACAUAGUGCUAAUUGCAUUAGCAAAAGAUCAAUGUAAAAACACUCCACAAUUCUGCAACUGUCAAUUUAAAAAAUUUUGUUCUAGUGGUUCAAAGGUCCAACAUGGUAUUCUUGCCAGUGUGUAAGGUGUACAGAACAUCGUUAGCACUGAGUUUACAGAACCUCACAGACCCCAAGAAACCAUUUUAGGAAAAGCAACAACAGGAAGUGUGUCCAUGUAGGUGAGGUAAGGCGGAGGGUCAGUAUUAGUCAAGUUACAGUGUUGGCAAUCUGGCAAGACAGUGAUGUUAAGAAGGUUCAUAGUUUAAGGAUAGCUAAAAUAUUUUAAAAACUGUAAAGCGGCAACACAGGAUCUCUAUACCUAGUCACUAGGAAACUAAAAAGGAAAGCACUUAUUAGCGUUGAAUAAAGUAACGUGAAAAUGGAAUGCACUGACCUCGUCUACAGAAAACCAAAUUCUAAUUCAUUAUCAGAAAAGUUUUAUCAUACAGGAGACGUAUUGCUCAUUGAGAAGAGAUUCUAGAAGGAAAGCACUUAUUAAGUUAGCAUCUGUGGGAAUGACCAAAGGUGAAUUAAAUGCCCAAGUGUGAGGGAUGGCAGGCGCAGGAGAAAGGAAAAGCCGAAGAAAACACUCACUGAUACUACCGACCUUUCUGUAUCAUCUACUGUAUUGGACAGAAAUUAACCUUUACAAGAUUUUACCCGUGACGCUUUUAUUCAGUUUCAUGAUUCCAUGUACAAUGUAGUGUAAAUCAAUCGCCACUUCAUAUUUUGUCAAAAUACUGUCUUCAUCCUUUGAUCACAUCAAGUGUCCCCCACACUCCACCCCAGCAGAAUACUUCAUCAGAGGAAACACGUGGACAAGAUCUCUGUUCAAAAUCUCAGCAAAAGCUAACAAACUAAUAGUUUAAAAAAUUUCACUACAAAAUCAAAAAGAUUGAUCCAAAAGGUUGAGCUGUUAGACUCAUUCCAUUACAACAUACAGUACAAGGUUACGUUGUGAACGUGGGCUGAUAAAUUACUGAAUGCGUUAAAUGGCAACAGUUCACUAAGGAGGCUGUAACCGCUUCAACAUGUCUGAAAACCAGUCAGAAAGUGGCUGCGUUUACUGACAUCAGAAGCUACAGUCUUUAAAGACAAAGGUCUUUCAAACAGUUUAGUGCUUAGUGUUUGUAGCACAACAAUGCGACUUAAUUCAGAGGGUGUUUUGGCAACUCUUAAUCUGAGCAAAAUAGGGGCUUUUGAAAAAUAAGGCUUUAAUAAGGCUUGUCGUUUUAGGGCUAAAUUUUAAUAGAAUGUGAAAGUUCAAACUCUUAUGCUUUCAACAAAACCUUGAAAUUACUGAUUGGUUCAAAAUGGUUUUAUGGAAAAACUAAUCUGUAACAAAAACUUGGCAUUGAGUGCGAAGGCUCCACUGUUUUUGAGCAAAGCAUACAAAGGGUCAGGGGGCGGGGCAAGGAUGGGGGGCUCUGGCAUUUACAACAGCAGGCAUUUUCUCUUCCUCUUCUUGACAGGGGGUGGGCAGAGGACGGCUCUGAUGGCUUCAUCAAACACUGUCUUGAGGCCUCGCUGCGUGAGCGCUGAGCACUCCAGGUAUUUUACAGCACCUGCCGGGAAACACGGCCAUUACAGCCCGGGGGUUCACACUCAGAUGACUCUUAUCAGAAUAAGGCCAAGAGGCUGCUCCCCUGGGCCUGGCACCUCUGCCCGCCGCACAGCAUGGCAGAGCCAACUUCAGACCCUGCCUUCACCUUCCAAAUGCUACCACCCAGACCCUGUAAGGUCCUGGCUUAGCUGGUUCCCCAAAAGUCAGCCCAACCCCGAGCAGGAGGAACACACACGCUUUAUCUUCCCAGACAGAACCCGUGUCCGCCACUAAAAUCACAGCUGCAAAGCAGACAGGGAAAGAGAAAAGGGAGUUUCAUACCAAUCUCCUUAGCCAUUGCUAAGCCCUGGGGGUAGGUGAUGGGAGUCAGCUUCUUCUCUUUCAGCUUCUCAAUCGUGUCUUUAUCAUCCCUCAGAUCAAGUUUAGUUCCCACGAGGAUGAUGGGAGUGUUGGGACAAUGGUGUCGCACCUCAGGAUACCACUAGAGGGAGAAAGGAACCAAGGUCAUUUCCAUCUCCUUUAAAAACUCCCUUCACCUAUCUCUACAUUAAAGCCACCAGGUGCCACACGGUGUGACUAUCUCCACCCAUCACUGCCUUCUCAAGGGCACCUCCAAGCAGGAAACACGUUCUGCUCCUCAGCCUCGCUAACAUCCAGUCACACCUUACAGAACCACAAGGAAUACCC